Messenger RNA from Chara braunii, 2013 nucleotides. NCBI's taxonomy places the organism in Eukaryota, Viridiplantae, Streptophyta, Charophyceae, Charales, Characeae. The record is from the annotation of a GenBank genome assembly.
GUGCCCGCCCUGCAGUACCUCCAAGACCGAAGAAACUCAGCAGGCGGACGACUCCAGCAGCAUCAAGUACGGCAAUGACGGUACAAGACGCCACCGGAGAUCAUCCCGCAUACCCGGUCCGAGGAGCCAAUGAGCCAGCGGCUGAUUAUCGUGGGCGGCUACUGACAUUUACGGAAGCCGUAGCUGCUGUCGAGGCCCGGAAGGAGACAGCAGAGGCAGAAUGUCAGCGGCUAGCCAAUGAAGCGGCAGCCGAAGCUCAGCGAACGACUGAGACUGACGCAGAGACACAAGACAGACGGAAUGCCAACAGCACGCAGUCCUUGAUUGCUUGUGAGCAGCAGUGGACGACGAUACUCCAAGGCAUGAUCUUUGUGCCUACGGAAGCACAGGCAGACCCGACACCGGCGGAGGCAGAGAGAAGUAACCUGGCUAACUUGCUGCUGGGCAUGAUGAGAGACGAGACCGGAAGUUGCUACAAGACGUUCAAGAUGCCGCACUUCGACAUCGGCAAGUUCGACGAUUACAACAAGUCGAACGCCUUGUCAUGGUGGCAACGCUUCCUCACGGAAGCAUCAUGCCGCGUGGUCCCGGCGGACGACAUGUUGAAGGCACUAUAUCUGCAGCUGAUUGGAGGAGCGCAGGGAUGUAUGAACCACCUAGCGGCUACACACAAGUGCACUAUCGCCGAACCCCACACGCACAUUACGUGGAAGGAGUUCGAGCAACUAUGGUUCACCCGGUUCAUGGUCCGCAACGUCGUGAAGGCGGCCAUGAAUGAGGUGUACACAUGCUCUCAAGGGAACAUGCCAACUCGAGACUGGACAACGAAGUGGCAAAAGAUAGUGACCACACCAGGCUUCGACUUGACGUUUCCGAAUCAACGAUCCGAGUUCUUCUCGCGAUCGUGCGCGGGAUUGCGGUCGGCACUCGGUAAUGAGUACGACCAUACCACAUUCCAGGCCAUUCUGGAUCGAGCGAACUUGGUCAUCCAAACGGACGACAAGGCCGCUAACGAGAGACAAUCCCAGCCGCAUUAUGUGGCUAAGCAGGCCUAUCAACGUCCGACACAUAACAAUGCCGUGUUUUCUGAGGAAAUCGACGACCACCACGCUGCAGCAGCAUCCUCGAGUGAUGGAGGAAUUGUCGUAGCGCUCCCGCCGAAGCAUCCGAAGAGAGUUCGCAAGAACAAGGCGACACAAGAGACAGCGGCAACGGGAGCUGGGCAGCAGCCAUGGACGGCUUAUAAGAUCACCAAGGAGGUCUAUGACCUACGUCAGAAGUACGCAUACUGCCUAUGGUGCAACAGUGUUGCCGACAUAGACGUCCCUUGCUCGCCCGCUUCUGUCAGGAAGUAUCGGGACUUGCUGAUCAAGGCCAGCGCGAAUAUGCAAAAGGCUCAGGUCCGCAUGCAGCAGCAAGCUAACCGACGUCGACUUCCAUGUCCUUUCCGCGAGGGAGACCUUGUUUGGGUCCUCUCCGAGGAAUUUGCGCUCGAGCAGGAUGUUUCGCGCAAACUCCUUCCGAAAUGGUUCGGACCAUGGGAAGUCACUUCUGCUGUUGGAGACGACCCCGCCGGUCCUUCCUUCGUGAUCAACAUUCCACCGCACCUAACAGUGCAUCGGGUUUUCCAUGCAUCGAAGUUGGCCAUCUACAUGCCACCUCCAGCUGAUGAAUUCCCCGGACGUCGAUCACAGGAUCUGCCUUCUAUGGACGGACAUCAGGAAGUUGACCGAGUCAUCACGCACCGCAAGUAUGGCAACAAGCCAAGGCAAUACAAGGUCACAUUCAAGCAAUGUGCGCCUGAUGACACUUGGUGGAUCUCCAGUGAAGAUUUGCAGACUUUUGCACCCCUCAUCUUCGCAGACUAUGAGAAGCGACGCCUUGCUAAGGACGCAGCUCUAGUAACGUAUGCCUUGUUGUACACAAGAUUAUGAUCUCUUGCGUACAUAGUCACAUUCCUUAUCCCACCUGUUGAAUUUUUGAAAAACAAUGAAAUAAAUGUUAGAAUAAAGC